Molecule: messenger RNA, 2373 nt
Organism: Closterium sp. NIES-65
Lineage: Eukaryota; Viridiplantae; Streptophyta; Zygnematophyceae; Desmidiales; Closteriaceae
Source: the annotation of a GenBank genome assembly
AUGGCGGCAAGAGUAGAUCGAAGAGCUGCGACGGUUCGGAUUAUAGACGGGCUGACACGAAGGUCCUCGGCCUGUCGCGCGAGCCAAUGGGCGCGUUGCUGGCUGCUGGUGUGCGCGCUCUCGUGGAGCGCUGUGAGGCACGCAGCGGCGCGCAGUGCGGCAGUUCAAGACACAUACACCAGCUCGAAACCUCAAGCGACUUCCACAAGCAGCGGCGGUCAAGCAGUUGGAUCAACGCCGCAAUCGCGAUACUUCCUGCUCCCCAACAACUCGUACGGCGCCAAGUGCCUCGACGGCAGGUACGGCGCCAAGUGCCUCGACGGCAGGUACGGCGCCAAGUGCCUCGACGGCAGGUACGGCGCCAAGUGCCUCGACGGCAGGUACGGCGCCAAGUGCCUCGACGGCAGGUACGACGCCAAGUGCCUCGACGGCAGGUACGACGCCAAGUGCCUCGACGGCAGUCCGCCUGGGUACCAGUACCGGGAGGGCUACGGCGAGGCGAGUGGGUGGUGGCACAUCCAUCUGCCGGGCGGCGGGUGGUGCGCGUCGCUCGACAAGUGCUUGGCGCGCUCCAAGUCCAAACUCGGCUCCACACGUGGCUUGCAAAACGGCAUGCCCACAGGGAGCCGCAGCAGCAGAAAGGCGCCGAGCAACGACAACGGCGACCCCGAUGCUGUCCCCCUUCCGCAAUGUCCCGUUCCCUUAUCCUCCCUCCCUCCCUCCUCUCCUUUCUUCCAUCCGCCUUCCUCUCCAUUCGACUACUCCAACUCCCUCCUGCCAUCCUGCACCCUCCAAACAGUCGCAUCCCUCCUCGCCCUCGCAUCCCUCCCCGCCGUCGCAUCCCUCCCCGCCGUCGCAUCCCUCCCCGCCGUCCCAUCUCUCCUUAGCUGGCAACCGGUGCGGCUGGUGCGCGAAUCCGAAGCUCCGACACCUGCUCCUUCUCUCCCCCCUCUCUACACCCCUGGCCUCCCACUCUCCUCCCUGCGGGUCGCAUCCCCCGCCCCCACCCCCCCAUGCGCGCAGCCCCCGCGCGGCAUAACGAGUGCGGAUGCCGCCACAAACCCCACCUUCUACAACUGGCACCUCGUGCGCCCCGUCUACUGCGACGGAGGGGGCUUCGCGGGCCGCGCGGGGUACAAGGCGGCGGGCAACGGCAGCGAGGGCGUUCAUAUGGACGGCUGGCGAAUCAUCCACGCCAUUCUCAGCGAUCUGCGCAAGAGCAGGGGCAUGACAGCGCCCACGCACAUUCUUCUGUCGGGCACGUCCGUGGGCUGGCAGGCGGUGAUCCCCUUCUCCCCCCAACAAACAUCUCCCUCCUCCAGAUCUGCGCAAGAGCAGGGGCAUGACGGCACCAGCGCGCAUUCUACUGUCGGGCAGUUCGGCGGGCGGGCAGGCGGUCGUGACGCUGUGCGAUCUGCUGCCGCUUCUCUUCCCGCGCGCGCUCGUCAAGUGCAUCAUGGACGCGGGGCUCUUUGUGGCCCCACCUCACCUGCCCACCCAUCCCCUCGUCCACCCCCUCGCCCACCCUCCUGCCCACCCUUCUGCCCGCCCUCCUGCCCGCCUUCCUACCCGCCCUCCUGCCCGCCUUCCUACCCGCCCUCCUGCCCGCCAGACGCGGAGGACCGCACAAAGCGGCGGGCGUUUGCAGGCAUGGUGAAGGCCACGGUGGGGCUGCACAACAUGCGAGUCAACUGGCGCUGCAGUCAGACCAUGUCCCCCGCCAACCAGUGGCGCUGCUUCUUCCCGCACCAAGCGUUACGCUUCGUGUCGUCGCCCGUGCUGGCGGUGAACUCACUGUUUGACUACCGCGCGCUCAUGCUGGGCAACCAGCUGCCCGCCAACCAGGCCCAGGCCACCGCCUGCCUGCGCCAGAUCGCCAAGGAGGGCGGCACCGACCUGCUCAAGCUCGUCACCAGCCAGAGCUGGCGCCACGACCGGUCCACACUGGCGGAGAUUCAGUCAGGAGGGACGUUGUUUCCUGGAGGUGAUUAUAAGGGGGGGAGUUUGGAAAUUGGGUUGACGAGUACUGUGGAGGAAGGGGACAGUCCUGGAAACGGGAAGGGUGGGAAGAGGAAAGGAAAGGGGGGUGGUGGAGGAGCAGGGAAGGGAAGAAGGGUGAGGGGGUCAGCAGGUGCAGCAGCAGCUGAAGCAUCUGUGUGCGCGCCUGAGGAGCACAGGGCGGUGCUGAAUGUGGCAUGGCAGAUGAUCCAACUCACGGAUGCUGCUUCCAUGGAGCUCGGACCCACCGUUAGCACGUUUGUCACACCCGCAAUCGCGCACUGCGCUCUGACCAGCCCAAAAUGGGACUCACUGAUGGACAAAGGCGUGACACUAAGAGAUGCCGUCACAACAUGGUAUAAACGGCCUCUUUGA